Messenger RNA from Ctenopharyngodon idella (grass carp), 2355 nucleotides. RefSeq names its product nuclear factor 7, ovary-like. The record is from RefSeq and is a predicted model, not a curated record. Gene Ontology annotation, molecular function: zinc ion binding; protein binding. The transcript has 6 exons. NCBI's taxonomy places the organism in Eukaryota, Metazoa, Chordata, Actinopteri, Cypriniformes, Xenocyprididae. The coding region runs from base 211 to 1581 and encodes 456 amino acids.
UUUCCACAUUUCUGUCAAGCUGACCCAAGUCUCAACAAAACCAAUAAAGAAUCAGCAAUCAGUGGAGAAUGAAGAAAAAUGCUUAAGAGAAUUUUUGAGACAUUUGUUUCUAAACAGACAGCAGAUCUUUGUGAUUCUCGUGGUUAUUUCUGAAACUGUCGUUCAGGAAGUUAAAGUAAAGUUUAUAUCGCUGGAGCUCAAACAGUGAAAAUGGCUUCAGCAGCUGAAGAUGAUUAUAUUUGUCCUGUAUGUCAAGAAAUCUUCAAGGCUCCUGUUCUUCUAUCAUGUAGUCACAGUGUCUGUAAAGAGUGUCUUCAACAGUUCUGGAGAACCAAGAAAACUCAGGAGUGUCCUGUCUGCAGGAGAAGAUCCUCAAAAACUGAACCUCCUGCUAAUCUUGCAUUAAAAAACUUGUGUGAGUCGUUCCUGAAGGAGAGAAAUGAGAGGCGUUCAUCAGGAUCUGAGGAGAUCUGCAGUUUACACAGUGAGAAACUCAAACUCUUCUGUCUGGAGGACAAACAGCCUGUGUGUUUAGAGUGUAUGAAUUCACAAAAACACGACAAUCAUAAAUUCAGAACCAUCAGUGAAGUCGUUUCAUUAUAUAAGGAGGAUCUCAAUACAGCACUGAAGUCCUUACAGAAGAAACUUCAACACAAUGAAGAAAUGAAAGGAGAGUUUGAGAAAACAGUUCAACACAUCAAGUCUCAAGCUGAGCACACAGAGCGUCAGAUUAAACAGCAGUUUGAGAAGCUUCAUCAGUUUCUCAGAGAUGAAGAAGAAGCUACAAUCACUGCACUGAGGGAAGAAGAGGAGCAGAAGGAGCAGAUGAUGAAGGAGAAGCUGGAGGAGAUGAACAGACACAUCUCAGCUCUUUCACACACAAUCAAAGACAUGGAGGAGAUGAUGAAAGCCAAUGACGUCUGCUUUCUGAAGGAGUUUCCAGUCUCAAUGGAAAGAGUCCAGAGCUCACAGCCGGGUCCACAGAUGGCUUCUGGAGCUUUGAUUCAUGUGCCACGUUACUUGGGCAACCUGCCGUUCAGAGUCUGGAAGAAGAUGCAGGACAUCGUCCAAAACACUCCUGUCAUUCUGGAUCCAAACACGGCUCAUCCACGUCUCGUCCUGUCUGAUGAUCUGACCAGUGUGAGAUACAGCAGGAUAAAUCAACCUGUUCCUGAUAAUCCAGAGAGAUUUGACCAGCAUCUCUAUGUUCUGGGUUCAGAGGGAUUUAACUCAGGAACGCACUGCUGGGAUGUGGAGGUUAAAGAGGGUUCAUGGUGGACUGUUGGAGUAACUUCAGCAUCAAACCAGAGGAAGGGACGUGAUUUCUUUGACACUGAUGUCUGGAGUGUGAGUUAUGAUGAGGAUGGAGAGUGUGAAUCAUCUAUGAAUGAAUUUUGUGUUAAUCAGAAGCUUGAUCGUGUGAGAGUGAAUCUGGACUAUGACAGAGGAACGGUGUCAUUCUCUGAUCCUGUAGCUAACACACAUCUACACACAUUCACAACCACCUUCACUCACACACUCUUUCCAUUCUUCAGUUGUUAUGGUGACUCUCUGAGGAUCUUAGCGGGAAAUAGUCAGUAAACGUUACUCCUGUAGAUCUGGAUCUUCCAGAUUUCAUCAUGUUUCCAAUAUUUAUUGCAGAUCACAUGAGUAAGAGUGCUGUUGAUCUGAAUAUCAGUACGGUGGCUGUGAUUGGGCCGUGAUGAUCACAUGACUGAUAUCCAGCACUACAGCAACACCCACACUCUCAUAUUGCUUUAAUACAACAGAUCAAUAAACAAGAAGUUUUCAUUUAUAUUCCACCUCACACAAUUAGACUGAUUAGAAAGCAUUUUAGCAUUCAUGUUUUCAGGCAAAUUACCAUUUAACUGAUUAUUUCAGUCAAGUGUGGCUCUAAUUUUCCCAUGUUAAUCAAAUAUAAUUUUAUCGUUCUAGUCACUUAACCAGUUAAUUUUAUACAUGAAAAAAUUUCAGUUUUGUUGUAAAUGAAUGUUUAUUUCAGUUAUAGAGGUUAAAUGAUCAUUUGUUUGUUGAAAUAAUCCACAAAAGUGUUAAUAAAAUAUGAAUGCUUAGUAUAGAAAUACUUGAUUCAGCCGUUACUACAAAACAUAUCUUAAAUUAAGUCAUGUUUUGUUUUUAAGACCAGUAAUGUUUUCACACCAGUAAUGUUUUUUUCUAAGGCAUAUUUAUAAAUGUUACUUAAAUAUCCUAAUUGAACUAAGGCCUAAUCCUGGCUUAAAAAUGGUAUUAAAAGUAUUAAAUUGGGGUCAAAUUGAGCAACUGACUUGCCAAAAUGGCUUCAUUACAUCAUGACAGUCGACAAUAAUAAACAUGGCAGAGGCCACAGAGAGAACA